Molecule: messenger RNA, 657 nt
Organism: Dentiscutata erythropus
Lineage: Eukaryota; Fungi; Glomeromycota; Glomeromycetes; Diversisporales; Gigasporaceae
Source: the annotation of a GenBank genome assembly
AUGGCGGUAGAUAUGGAAGUAAUCGAUACAACAGGAUAUGCGCUAGUCCUAGGCACGGACUGGUUGAGGAAAGCGAAGGCCAUUAUCGAUUACCAAGAAUGUAAGCUGAUACUAAAGGAUGACGAGGGGAUAGUGGAAGUCCCUUGCAGAAAUACGAACCCGAUAUCGACGAAUGGCAACGAAGAUGAGGACAGCGAAGACGAAAGUGAAGACACCGAUUCGGACGAAGAAAGCGACAUGACGGAUUUUGCAGAACUAACCUACGAAUUAUCACAGCGAGAGGCCGAUACGAUAUACAAGAUCACUUCUGAGGGGAUACGCACAAGCUCCAAACUCAUCGACUGGGAAACACACGAUUACCUAACAUAUUGUUUCGAUGGCGUCAGAGGGAAAAAGGAUAGAUGUGGAGUGAUGGGACCAAAGACAUACUGCUGGUGCGACCGAUACCUAGAAGCGAAAGAAGACAGGUGUGAGAUAUGCGAAGAACGACUGCAAGACUGGGAAGCCACAUCUGUGCUCCCAAGGGACGAAAUUCGUGAUAUCCGUGCUAACCUGGCACAUGGAGGCAUGGAGAUACUUAAAGAAAAUGAACACAAGCAGCAAGUCAACAAGCUUAUUCAAGAAUUCCCGGAGCUGAUGGCGAACGACAUAUCGUAA